Cimex lectularius (bed bug) is the source of this 877-nucleotide messenger RNA. RefSeq names its product DTW domain-containing protein 1. Gene Ontology annotation, molecular function: tRNA-uridine aminocarboxypropyltransferase activity. Gene Ontology annotation, biological process: tRNA modification. The transcript has 6 exons. Gene Ontology annotation, cellular component: nucleus. The coding region runs from base 104 to 835 and encodes 243 amino acids. Lineage: Eukaryota; Metazoa; Arthropoda; Insecta; Hemiptera; Cimicidae. The record is from RefSeq and is a predicted model, not a curated record.
AAAAAUUCAAUUCAGUACCUCACGGCUCACGGGUUGUAGGAAGUUAACACCGCUGUUACCCGCAUGUUUUCAAUCUUCUACAGUACAAAUAACAUUGUGACAGAUGGCCACACCUUCAGUAGAUGACACAAGGCCAUUUGAGGGGUUGAAGAUAUCCGAAAACUGGCGAAAGCUCCAGACCCUUGAUGAUAGAAGUGUAUGUGAAAGAUGCAACAAGUCUAGAAAAUACUUUUGCUACACCUGCUACCUCCCUGUAGCCGAAAUAAAAAACGACGUCCCUAAGAUCAAGCUUCCUUUAAAAGUAGAUGUGAUAAAACAUUGCAAGGAAAUCGAUGGGAAAAGCACUGCCAUCCAUGCUGCUGUCAUCUGCCCAGAAGAUGUCACCAUUUAUACAUAUCCGGCAAUACCAAAUUAUGAUCCUGAAAAAACCUUAUUGGUUUUUCCUGGUAAGGAAGCAAAAUCUUUGGAUCACUGGAUGUCCAGGACUGAAGUAACAUUUGAGAAAGUCAUUUUCAUUGACUCGACAUGGAAUCAGUGCAAAGGCAUUUAUAAAGAUGCAAGAAUUAAACGGUUGCCUUGUGUAGUUCUAAGAAACCGUAUAACACAAUUUUGGCGGCAUCAAAAUGGAAGCCCGCGCUGGUAUUUGUCCACGAUCGAGGCUAUCCACCAGUUUUUCUUUGAGUAUUGGUUACUGGUUAAUAAAAAUGAGCAGCUGAAAUCAACAUAUAAUGGAGAAUAUGACAACCUAUUGUUCUUUUUUAGAUUUAUGUAUGAUAUGAUUCAUACACUUUAUAAUCAUGAAACAUUAAAAUCAUACAAACGACCUUUGGAAUAAUGUGAAUUAGAUUUUUAUGAAAUAUAAUUUAUUAACACGUUU